Molecule: messenger RNA, 1626 nt
Organism: Paramecium sonneborni
Lineage: Eukaryota; Ciliophora; Oligohymenophorea; Peniculida; Parameciidae
Source: the annotation of a GenBank genome assembly
AUGUUUAUUUUAACAUAAUUUCUUCUUGUAUUUUCUCAGGAAAUUACUUGGACUAAUUACUCCUUUGCUUUUCCAUAAUUCAUACCAUUAAUUGCAGAUAAAACUGUUUUUUCAAGAACUUUUGAAGAUUUUGGAUAGAUAUUGUACACAAAUAUUUCAUUAAUAUUAGAAAUAUAUCAAUAGAAUAUAAUGGAGAUUAUGAAGAAUCAAUCUGUAAUUUUGAAUAUUAAUCUAUUGUUUUUCGUAAACAUCCAGAAACUUUGAUUGCUCUUAUUAAUGAUAUGCAGUAUGUUGAUAUUGAUAAUUUGAAAACAGAAGAUAUUGAGUAGGGAUUUUCAGAAGAAAUAAUUUCAUAUACUAUAAAGAAUAGGGAUGUGAUUCUAUUAGAGAAAAAUGGUACAAUUUAUCAUUUAUAAUAUAAUGUUGUCCCUAAACUUGCAAAUUAUACGACUCAUUAAUUAUAAAUUAUUUAAGAUGGCUAUGAAAACUAAAUUGUAUUAGCAGAUAAUGAUUCAUAUUAUUAUGUUGAUCAACACUAACUUAUAUAAUUUACUAUUAAAAAUGACACUUUAGAAUAAUUUAAAAUUCUUAAUUGGAAAAAAGUAAAUGGUCAUUUCAAAUUUUUUGUAAGGGAAUAACUAUUUUAUUUAAUAAAUGGUAAUUAAGGCUUAACUGUUUAUAAAGUGUUAAAUAAUGUUUUAAUAAAGAUAAAUGAAUAUGAUAUUGAAGUAAAUAAAGAUAAUAUAAUUUAGAUUUUUUCUAAAAGCUUUAGUAAUACUAAACUAAAUUUAGUAGAUUAUGCUUUAGAAGAUGAUUUUUUAUAUUUAUUAGAUUAAGAAAACGGAGUAUAUCGUUUAAAUGUUACAUCUAUGAAUCUUGAUAGAAAAUUCUUUAUUGCAUAAAAAGGAUGUAAAGUGAUAUCAGUAAGAAAUAAAUAAAUAAUUUUAAUCUAAUAAAAUCAAUUAUUUUCAGAAGUAUAUGAAGGUAGAAUUAUAGAUGAUGGUUGGGUAAUAAUUAGAAUGAGAACAAUUUCUAAAUUAAUUAUAAGAAAUAUAUAUUAAUUUAAUAAUUUUGCUCUAUUAAUUAGUAAUCCAACAAAUAAUGUAUAUUAGAAGAGUUUAAUAGAUAGUUUAACUGAUCCUUCUCUUAUAAAAGGGUAAUUAAUUAAAGUAUUAUUAAAGAGAUAAUUUUUAUUAAAUGGAAUUGUUGGGUGUGAGUGAGUUAGAUGAAAACUUUGUAAUUGGUAUUUAUAGAUAUGGUGUUGCAAUAUAUUUUAAAUAAGAAAGAUCAGCUUAAAUAACAUGUUAAGCUAGAUUGAGUUAAUAAAAUAGAGUCACAGUAAAUGUAAUAUUUAUGUAUUAGAUAAGACUUAAUAGUACAAAUUGUCUUAAUAAAAAUUAAUCAGAUGCUUUUAAUUAUUGUUAAAGUAGACUUGAUUAUGUAUUUGAUAUUCAUGGAGUUUUAAUGUCUUCAUAAUAGGAAGAUUUAUAUAUUUAUUUAUGUGUUGUUGCUUUUUCAAUAGUUGUAGGAUUGUUCUUAGCUAUAUUUUUUAUAAUCAGAAGAUAUCAAAUGAAAAAAGAAAUGAUAUAUAAUUUAAGAAAAAGCAGAAGAAGUUUAUCAUAUUGA